UUAAUUAAUUUAUUUUGUUCACGCAUGCUCAUUGCAGCUUCCCUCGUGUAGUCCCUUUCUUUUGGUUAACAAUAUGUCUACCCUGAGCAAAAAAAGGAAGUUUGUAGCUGAUGGUGUUUUUAAAGCUGAGUUAAACGCUUUCCUUUCCAAAGAGUUGGCCGAAGAUGGCUACAGUGGUGUGGAGGUCCGUGUGACGCCCACUAGAACAGAAAUUAUAAUUCUGGCCACGAGGACACAAAAUGUCUUGGGAGAGAAAGGACGUAGAAUACGUGAGCUGACGGCCGUCGUUCAGAAGAGGUUUAGCUUCCCUGAAGGAACCGUUGAAUUGUAUGCAGAGAAGGUUGCUGCUAGGGGGCUCUGUGCCAUAGCCCAGUGUGAGUCAUUGAGGUACAAACUGAUUGGAGGACUAGCCGUUAGGAGAGCUUGUUAUGGCGUGUUGAGGUUUAUAAUGGAGUCUGGAGCUAAAGGCUGUACUGUAAUAGUCUCUGGUAAGCUGAGGGGGCAGAGGGCAAAGAGUAUGAAGUUCACUGAUGGUCUCAUGAUUCAUGCUGGCAACCCAACCAGACACUACAUUGAUAAUGCAGUGACACACGUUCACCUCAGACAAGGUGUACUAGGUAUCAAAGUUCAGAUCAUGCUUCCCCACGACCCCACUGGUAAGAUGGGGCCUCGUAAGCCCCUCCCUGAUCAAGUCAGUGUGGCUGAGCCAAAAGAAGAGACCCAUUAUGCAGAGGCUUACUCGGAGCAGAAAGGAACAAAGCCUGAUUUUACAGCUGCGCCAUAACUAGUAGAGAGGAGGGAGUGGGUGUGGUUGAAGGCGUGUACUUUAUUCACGCACUAAUGAUAUUACAUAAUUGUUAAUCAAUUGAAUUAAUAAAUUAUUUGAUAUAAUUAAA
Molecule: messenger RNA, 896 nt
Organism: Amphimedon queenslandica
Lineage: Eukaryota; Metazoa; Porifera; Demospongiae; Haplosclerida; Niphatidae
Product: 40S ribosomal protein S3-like
Exons: 5
Coding region: 74-784 (236 amino acids)
Biological process (GO): translation; positive regulation of apoptotic signaling pathway
Cellular component (GO): nucleus; cytosolic small ribosomal subunit
Molecular function (GO): structural constituent of ribosome; RNA binding
Source: RefSeq, a predicted model, not a curated record